Dothidotthia symphoricarpi CBS 119687 is the source of this 2584-nucleotide messenger RNA. Its product is annotated as ATP-dependent RNA helicase DBP7. The record is from RefSeq and is a predicted model, not a curated record. NCBI's taxonomy places the organism in Eukaryota, Fungi, Ascomycota, Dothideomycetes, Pleosporales, Dothidotthiaceae. Gene Ontology annotation, biological process: ribosome biogenesis. Gene Ontology annotation, molecular function: nucleic acid binding; ATP binding. Gene Ontology annotation, cellular component: nucleus. The transcript has a single exon. The coding region runs from base 46 to 2544 and encodes 832 amino acids.
CCCCACCCUCUGGUGAAGCCAACAACACCAACAAUCUUGAGCAAAAUGGCUGACGAUGGCAUGCUCCUCAACUUUUCCAUACCCGAUGGCGGUAUACUAACUAAGCCAAGCAUGAAGGGCGGUAAUUGGCGAGAGCGAGCAACGGCAAAGAAAGCAGCGCAAAACUGGCACACGAAGGCUACAGCACGCCUGAACGGGGAGACGAUCGCGAAGAAAGUGGUGGAGGAAAAGGCUACCGAUGUGAACCGCACAGAGCUUGGUCCGAGGACGAGGCGCGUCUCCAAGAGUCCUGAACUGCCAGAAAGCAGCGAAAGGCCCGUAAAAAGAGCGCGUGUCAGCGGGGAUUUCAGACCAAGGCCUGCCGAACAGGCAGGAGAAAGUGACUUCAGGCCUCAGUCAAAUCCAGGUGUGACGAGAAAACCUGAAGAGAGGCAACAAGCGCCAAAAGGUGGAAAGCAGAUCAUCUCGUCUCUAUUCACCUACAACCCCACUUCGACGACCAAGCCCGAAGUGAAAGCGCAAACCGAAGACGAUGCGCCAGUCGAGCCCUCGAAUGCGCCGCUCACGAGCGAGCUCGACACAUUUACCUCACUGGGUAUAUCUACGACACUUGCGUCGCAUCUGCUGAACAAGAUGGAGCUGAAGGCGCCAACGGCUAUUCAGAAGGCGGCAAUAGCACAGCUGGUCAAGGAUGACUCUGAUGCGUUUAUUCAGGCAGAGACAGGCUCUGGAAAGACCCUGGCAUAUCUGCUACCAAUCGUACAGAGACUCAUGGAGCUGUCGGCGAACAUGAAGAAGCGGAAGGAUGACGAGGCUGUACAGAGAUCUUCAGGUCUGUUCGCGAUCAUCAUGGCACCGACGCGAGAACUCAGCAAGCAAAUCGCGCUCGUGCUGGAGAAGUUAUUGGGAUGCGCCCAUUGGCUGGUAGCUACUACAGUCAUUGGUGGAGAGAAGAAAAAGUCCGAGAAGGCACGUUUACGCAAGGGCAUCAACAUUUUGGUCGCGACUCCUGGUCGAUUGGCAGACCAUCUUGAACACACAGAAGCUCUGGACGUGAGCAAUGUCAGGUGGCUCGUUUUGGAUGAAGGAGAUCGCCUGAUGGAGCUCGGGUUCGAACAGGAGAUUCAAAAGAUCGUCGGUGCGCUCAACCUACGCAUGCGAGCGAAGAAAGAGGGCAAAUUCAAGAUACCAGGACUGCCAGAGAAGCGUACGACUGUGCUUUGUUCUGCAACAAUGAAAAUGGAUGUUGAGCGAUUAGGCCAGAUCAGUUUGAAGGAUGCUGUACACAUCCGAGCUGAUCCUACUGAGAAGGAGAAAGAUGAAGGCGAAUCGCACGACGGUCGCACCUUCUUUGCGCCAGCACAGUUGAAGCAGUCUUAUGCUGUGGUGGCGCCAAAACUUCGAUUGGUCUCAUUGAUUGGGUUUUUGAAGCGAGCAUUUUCGCGAAAGGGUUCAGUGAUGAAAGCUGUUGUGUUCAUCUCAUGCGCAGAUUCAGUCGACUUCCACUUCGACAUCCUUACCAGCAAGCUCGAAGAGGACGAGGUCAAAAACGCCGUAGAGGAACCAGAAGAGAAAAACGCGGACGGAUCAUCAAAGCCCGCGAAGAAACCAAAAGCACCUCCUCAGGCCGAUCCCACCAAGCUCACACUAACACAUGCCGAAUCUCCUAUACUUGCUACCAAGACACAUGCCGUAACUGCAUAUCGUCUCCACGGCUCUCUCCAACAAUCGCUUCGAACAUCGACCCUUGCUCACUUCGCCAAGAACACCGAGCCAUCCAUUCUCAUUGCCACUGAUGUCGCCUCGCGUGGUCUCGAUGUGCCAAAUGUAGAUUUGGUAGUAGAGUUCGACCCCGCGUUCGCUCGCGAAGACCAUCUACAUCGUAUCGGUCGUACCGCGCGUGCCGGACGCGACGGACGAGCAUGUGUUUUCCUCAUGCCCGGCUGCGAAGAGGGCUAUGUCGACAUCCUCAAGAGCGACCGCAAAGACAGCGAGGCCGGCGUCACCAUCACACGCCAGGACGCUGAUGAGAUUCUGAAGCGAGGGCUCGUCACCUCCGGCAUCGUCGAGAAGAACGCCUACAUGGACAAAGCAACAGACCUCCAACUCGCCGUGGAACGCUGGGCCCUGGCUUCGCCACAACGUCUCGAAGCCGCACGCAGAGCUUACCAGAGCCAUAUUCGCGCUUACGCUACGCAUGUCGCGCCCGAGCGUCAGUACUUCGACAUCAAGUCGCUUCAUCUUGGGCACUUGGCCAAGGCUUUCGCGCUCAGAGAACGACCUUCUGGUAUGAAGGUUCCCGGCCUGCGUACGGGUGCUGGGCGCAGUGACAGGACGCCAGCCAAGAUACGAGGCGCUGGCACGGGCGCGAAGCCAGACGGCGCGAGCAGGAAAACUGCUGCUACGGGUACGAAGAAGGCUGUGGAUCUAGAUCUUCCUGAGGGUCAGGAUACCGAGGAGGCGGCCAAGAUGCGAAAGGCGGUUCGUGCGAGGGAGAAGUUUAUGCGGCAUGCGGGAAUGGCGAACGAGUUCAACUUGGGGUGAGAGUGGUGUUGCUACGAGUGCUACAUAUAAUCAAUACGAG